This is a messenger RNA of Cyprinodon tularosa, 3523 nucleotides long. RefSeq names its product phosphofurin acidic cluster sorting protein 1-like. Gene Ontology annotation, biological process: protein localization to plasma membrane. Gene Ontology annotation, molecular function: transmembrane transporter binding. Bases 51 to 2600 code for a protein of 849 amino acids. The record is from RefSeq and is a predicted model, not a curated record. The transcript is spliced from 24 exons. NCBI's taxonomy places the organism in Eukaryota, Metazoa, Chordata, Actinopteri, Cyprinodontiformes, Cyprinodontidae.
GUCAGUCAGCCCCGCCUUCCUCCGCAGAUCAACAGUCGUCUGUAGAGAGGAUGGCAGCGGCUGCGGACCGUGGAGGAUUUCUGGGAGCGGCGGUUCCUUCGUGUCCGGCUGCAGCUGCCGAACCUUCGGAAGGAUCCGAAGCUGAUAGACCAACCGACUGUCGGGUCGCGGUUCCUAUGAACCUUUACGCGACCUGGGAGGUGGAGCGGUCCUCUCCGAGCUGCGUGCCCAGGCUCUGCAGUCUGACUCUUAAGAAGUUGAUGUUGUUCAGGGAGCUGGACCAAGACCUCACCUCGUUCAUCAUUGCUGUGAAGAUCCAGGGUUCAAAGCGGACUUUGAGAUCCAGCGAGUACCUUCUUCCUCCUGGGAGCCUGGUGGAAACAGAUCUGGAGCUCACCUUCUCCCUGCAGUAUCCCCACUUCUUGAAGAGAGACACCAAUCGUCUGCAUGUGAUGCUGCAGAGGAGGAAGAAGUACAAAAACCGCACCAUCCUAGGCUACAAAUCACUCGCUGUGGGUGUCAUCAACAUGGACGAGGUGAUGCAGCAUCCAACGGAUGGAGCCCAAAUCCUUGGUCUCCAUAGCAACCAGAAGGAUGCUUCAGUGCGAGCAGCAGAACUGAGCGUCCAUUCUUUGUCUAGCCAGCCGGUCGAGCAAGAGGAUGUGUGUAGUCACCAUGGCAACAAGACUAAAGCUUCAGAUCGUUCUCCUGACACGGAACAUUACUGGGAGGACGACGACGACAGUUUCUUCUCAGAUCAAGAAGGAAGUGAUGAUGCUCUCCCGCCUCAGGAGAUGCAGAAUGAGGACGAUGACAUCCAUAGAAAGAUAAAGAGAUCUCACAGAAAAAUCCUGCAGACAGCAUCGCUGGCCCAGCAUCCAAACCUUAAACAGAAGCUGGUUGCUCUGUUGAAGAGAUUUAGGAUCACUGAUGAGAGUGACCCUGUUGGUCAGACUCAGGAUGCUGAGUCUGACCAGGAUCUUGAUCUACUGUACGGCAGCAUUGAGGUUGAUAACAUGAGUGACAGCGGCCGGGACAUGUAUGACAUUGAGAGCAUCCAGAGCACCCCCAAACCCAAACUCAGGCCAUUCUUUGAAAGCAACUCUCAGAUUGAAAUGAGGAGUUCGGAGCAUCAGAAAGAACAAACAGCUGCUGUGGAGCCCCUGUCUGCUGGAUCUCCCAGGUCCAACUGCACUGAGGGGCCCAGAGAAGAUGAGGAAGCGGAGGAUGGCGCCUUGGCAACAGAUGCAGGCCCUGCAGCCAAAACAGAGCUGCAGACACACAUCUCCCCAAGUAAGACAGGAAGUCAACAUCCAACAAGGACCGUCUCCUUGAAGGACCGACAGAACUCCAGAGGGAUGGACAGGAACAGCAGUGUGGACAGUGAGACGUCAUGUGACCAUAGGAUACCUGCUCCGCAGGUGGCCCGUAAGGUGGUUUUGGAUCAACUCAACAGCAUUCUGCUCUCAGAGGAUCAGGUACCAGACUCCAUCAUCCUGAUCAACACCACAGACUGGCAAGGUCAGUACCUGUCAGAGCUUCUCUUUGAUCAGCCAAUCGUGUGCAGCGUCUCAUCCGCUGAUGUUCAGGCUGCCUUCAGCACAAUCAUCGCCCGCCUCCAGAGAUUCUGUAACUAUAACUCCCAGACUCCACCCACAGUGAAGGUGGGGGUGGCCGGAGACCAGAGUUACCUCAACACCGUCCUGAACUGCUUUGUGGAUCAGCUGGCCAAUAAGACGCCUGAUUGGCUGCAUUACCUCUGUUUCCUUAUCAUCCCUUACGGGGUCCACCCUUUAGCAAAGUAUCUGUCGGUUCUGGACGGGAAGUUUGGCAGCCUGUUCCUGGACGCAGGAUGGAGGGAGCUGUUUGGACGAGCCGAGCCUCCACUGCUGGAUCCUCUGGGAGUGUCUGCUCGGGUGUGUGAGUAUGUGGCAGGAGCUGCAGUAUCCCACCUUUGUCCGAUCUCAGAGGCCAUGCUGACCUGCAAACACAGGAGCCCUGAAGACGACUCGUUUCAGAAGUUUGUUCCAUUUAUCGGGGUGGUGAACGUUGGCCUCGUUGAACAGAACUUCUUGUCGACCUCAGUGGACUCAGAUGACUUCAUACUGGGAUCUCCUCCCUGCCAGUAUGGGGUUGGACUCACCUCCACACCCCCACCGUCCCCCUCCAUUAGCUCUUCAGCAGAGAUGAUGGGUCUGCAGGUGGACUACUGGACACAUUCUGGAGGAGGAGGAGGAGGGGGUGCAGCUGAGUGGAGAAAGGAGGUGGGGAUGAAGAACAGUCUGAAGAACAACUUCCGCUGCCUUCAGGUGUCCCGUCUGAGUGCAGGAGAACUGAUGAGUAUGACGGUGGUGAUGAAGGAGAAGAAUAAAAAAGUCAUGUUCCUCAGCAAAAAGUCCAAGGAGAAGGAGGUGGAGUCGAGGAGUCAGGUGAUCGACGGAAUCAGCAGGUUGAUCUGUACGUCCAAACACCAGCACACACUCAGAGUGUCAGUUGAUGGUGUCGAGUGGAACGACGUGAAGUUUUUCCAGCUGGCAGCUCAGUGGCCGACGCACGUCAAGCACUUUCCUGUCGGGAUCUUCGGCUACAGCAAACUGUGAACUUCCUCCUUACCAUGGUGACUUAUAAUGAGGCUCUGAGAUGUUUUCACCACCCUGUUUCCUACUGUCUCAGCAGGAUAGGAAAUUGUGUUUGAGCCCAACUUUAAUUUAAGAAGCAGUUCUGAGAAGCAGUGUUGGGGUAACCCAGUUGACCAGGCAGCAUGUCCCAUUUGAUUUACUUAAUCUGUGAAAACAACUGGAAAUAUUGGAAGUCCAAAAAAAUGUAACCUGAAGGAUGAAUCUCUUGGUGGAAACUGUCUCUAUGGUUUAUAUUUAUUUUUUUAUUCAUCAUUCAGAAGUGUGGAGUGAAUUUGUUACUAUUAUUUCAAAGAUGUUUCCUAAAUGUAAAUUGCAGUACCGAAAUACAUUUUUUCCCCCUUGUUUCUUAGAUUUUUUAUUUAUUUUUUUUAACAUAUUUUAUAUUUUCAAUUUUAUUUUUUUUUAAUAGUUUUUUCAGAUCGAUUUUUACAAAUUGUAUUCUUUAAAUUAUGUUUUCUCUUUACUUUAAGGCUAAUACAACGCUCACUCUGGUCCAACAAAAAGUUGUUGUGUCCAGUAGACCAAUAGAAAUGCGUCUUUUAUCGUCACUAUAGAGGAAAGCCCGCCCCCUGAAGGGAAGAGGACACAAUUUGAAAAGAAUUGGUCAAACUUAAUAUAAAAAAAGAGUAAUAAAAAAGUAUUUGAAAAAAUAAAAGCUGUAAAAGACUAUUUUAAAGUAUAGUUUUUGGUUUCACGUUUUUUAAUUUCCAUUUACAAAACUCUUUCUUUGCAACAUUAAUGGAACAAAAUUAACUCCAUACAGAAACAAAGUUUCAUAGAGUUGGUGAAACGGUCGGAUUUAUUCGUAAAAUGUAAUUCUGUGUGUAUAUUCAUUUCAUGUUGGAAAAGAUUUAUAUCUUAGAAAUGUUUUCCUCUUCACGUAU